AUGGCUUCUCCUGCUGCCAGCAAUGUCGCUCACUCUCUCAAGGCGGUGGUGGGGUUCAUCGGGCUGGGCAACAUGGGAGCGUGCAUGGCGGCCAACGUUCUCCGCCACAACCACCCGCUCGCCGUCUUCGACAGGAACGAGGCGGCCAUGGCGUUGCUGGUGCAGCAGGGCGCGCAACCGGCGGAUUCGCCUGCAGACCUGGCCUCCAAAGCGGAUGUGAUUAUAACGAUGCUGCCCACGCCUGCUAUUGUGCUAGACGUAUACACGGGCCCACAUGGCGUGCUCACAGCAUCAACCACUGCCCCCUCCACUCCCUCCUCCUCCACCACUCCUCCCCCCUCCUCCUCCCCCUCCCCCUCCUCGCAUGUCUCCCCGUCUCCCUCCUCCCCAUCCUCCGCGCCUCCCUCCGCCACACACACCAUCAGGCCGCACCUCCUCAUCGAUGCCUCCACUGUGGACCCUGCCACGUGUCACGCCCUCGCAGCUGCCGUGCAAGCAUGCCACGUGGCGCCCAGCGCACUGCACUCGCUGCAAGGUCCCCCCUUGGUGGUGGACGCACCUGUGUCAGGAGGCGUGGUUGGUGCCAAGGCAGGCACACUCACCUUCAUGGUGGGAGGCACAGCAGCAGCGUUCGCCAUGGCGGAGCCACUAUUGGCAGCCAUGGGCUCUCGCGCGCUGCACUGCGGGCCCUCUGGAUCCGGCUCGGCGGCCAAGCUAUGCAACAACCUAGCCUUGGCGAUCCAGAUGGCAUCAGUCUCCGAAGCUCUCGCGUUGGGGCAGCGGUUGGGCCUCUCACCCGCACUGCUCUCCGCCAUUUUUAACUCCUCCUCUGCCAAGUGCUGGUCCAGUGAGGUGUACAACCCAGCACCGGGCGUGAUGCAGGGCGUGCCCUCUGCGCGCCACUACCAAGGCGGCUUCUCCAAUGCGCUCAUGAGCAAGGACCUGGGACUGGCAGUGGCAGCAGCACAGGCAGCAGGGGCGCCGGUUCCACUGGGGACGAACGUCAUGGCCAUGUAUGCUGACAUGGUGAAGGCGGGCGCAGCAGCGGAUGAUUUUUCAAGCAUUUACAAACACGCGUAUGGCGCUAGUGCCGCUGCUGCUGCGAGCCCCUGGCCGGCUGGAGACGGCCAUCGCGAGAAUUCUGGCGCAAAUUCCGCCGCAGCAGCUGCUGCCGCCGCACCGGGCGGGCAGGCGGACGCGGCGCAAGCUGGCGCCAGCGGCGCGCGGAGCGCAGCGGGACGGCGGAAGGUGUUUUCGUGGGAGGCGGAUGCGGGAGCAGACGCGCCGCCGCGGCUGCACUCGUCGUGGGCCACGGCGCCGGCGCCGCUGCCGCCGUCGCCUAAGGACUCAUCGAUUCUGGGGGUAGGGCGCGACUGGGGGCGAGGCGCGGUCCGCCGCGGGCAGGGUGCUGCCAUACCUGUGGCGCCUAGCAGCGGACGACAGGUCGCUGAGGUGGCGCAUCCUCGUGGCGCUGCUGCUGCUCAUCGCGGGGAAGGUGGUGGUGCGGGGGGAGGGGGUGAUUACGUUGCAGGGGAGAAAACGGGGGAAGUUGGCAAAAAUCAUGGAGGAAGGAGCAGGGUGAAGUUUCAGGGGUGUGGGGGGAGCUUCCUCUGUGUUCCGUGUGGUUCGUUCUCAUGUCGCCUGGUCACCUCCUCCUCUCUUGCUCUGAAAAGACGCCUGGACCCGCCCCCAUUCCCCGCUACUCACCUGUCUUCUCCUCUCUCCGUUCCCCCCCCUUGCCCUUCCUCCAUCCCCCUUAUCCCACCUCCCCUGACCUCCCUGCCUCCUUCCCCACACGCCAACACUCCUGCAACCCACACCUCCACACCCCUCCACACCCCGACACACCCCUCACCCCACGGGUGGCAGACGGCGGGGCUAGCGGGGCCGCUGAUGUUCAAGCGGGCGCUGGACGCGCUGACCACCGUGCAGGGCCUCACACGCAAGGCCAUCAUUGCUGCUGUUGCUGCGCUCGUCGUCUCCGCUGCCUCUAAGGCAGUGAGUGCGGUGUCCACAGAGCUGCGCAACAUCGUGUUCACGCCGGUGGGGCAGGCGGUGGGGCGGCGGGUGGAGUACCACUUCUUUGCGCACAUCCUCGCCAUGGACUCCGCCUUCCACCUCGACCGCAAGACCGGCGCGCUUGCGAGGAUUAUUGAAAGAGGGAAGCGGUCUAUUAUUAUGAUCUUCAGAGCUGUUGUGUUCACGUUCAUCCCGACGGCAGUGGAGCUGCUGCUGGUGUGCGCGCUACUGGCGAACCACAUCUCGCUGUCCUUUGCGGGCGUGGUGUUGCUCACCUUUGUCGUCUACGUUGCAUGGACCGUCGCCCUCACCAAGGCCUCCGUCUCCAUUCGCAAAGAGGUGAAUCGCCUGGACGGUCUGGCGACAGGCAAGGUGGUGGACGUGCUGCUAAACCACGAGACCGUUGUGCAGUUCAACAACCAGCGCCUGGACCUCAUGCACUAUGACUCGCUACUGCGGGACUACCAGAGGGAAUCCGUGAACCUGGAGAAGGUAUCAGCGGCGCUGAACGGGGGGCAGACGACCAUAAUCUCCAUCGGGCUGGCGGCAGUAAUGGCUAUGGCGGGGCUGCGAGUGGCUGUGGGCCGCAUGACAGUGGGAGACCUAGUGCUCGUCAACGGCCUCAUUCUCCAGCUCUCCCUGCCGCUGCAGUUUCUGGGGUUCCUGUAUCGUGACCUGCGCCAGUCCCUUGUUGACAUGGAGGCCAUGUUCCACAUGCUCAGUCUGGAGUCGGAUCUCAAGGAUGGGGACUUGGAGCUGGCGCCAAGAGCGGAGGGCGUGGCAGUGGACGUCAGAGACAUCUCCUUCAGCUACAUGAACGGCCGCCAGGUGCUCAAGGGCGUGUCGUUCUCCAUAGCGCCGGGCGAGAGUGUGGCGAUCGUGGGCCCAUCGGGGUCGGGCAAGUCAACCAUAGUGAAGCUGCUGCUGCGCCUGUACGACCCCUCUGAGGGCUCCAUCUCCUUUGAUGGCACUGAUGCCCGCGAGCUCAAGCAGGAGUCGUUACGGCAAGCAGUGGCGGUGGUGCCACAGGACACAGUGCUGUUCAACGACAGCAUCCGCUACAACAUUGCAUAUGGCCGCCCCUCUGCCUCUGUUGCUGAGGUCGACCGCGCAGCUGGCCAGGCGAAACUCCUGGACGCCAUUCGCCGCAUGCCAGACGGAUUCGACACAGUGGUGGGCGAGCGAGGGCUGAAGCUGAGUGGAGGGGAGAAGCAGCGAGUGGCCAUCGCACGCGCCUUCCUCAAGAACCCGCGCCUGCUGGUCUGCGACGAGGCCACCAGUGCUCUGGAUUCUGCGACCGAGGCGAACAUUCUGAGGUCGUUGCAGCAGCUGGCGGCCGGCAGGAGUUGUCUGUUUGUGGCGCACAGGCUGAGCACGAUCAAGCACUGCGAUAAGAUUCUGGUGAUGGAGGCAGGGAGGGUGGUGGAGCAGGGAACGCACGAGCAGCUGCUAGCAGCAGGGGGCAAGUAUGCUGCCAUGUGGAUGCUGCAGGACUCAGAGCGCCCUGCCCUGGCACCGAUACCCAGGCCUGCUGCUCAUGCCACUCACACACCGGCUGCUGCUGCUGCUUCUGUCAAUGGAGAUGAAACAGUGGCAUCUUUUUCUGGAGCAGUAGCUGCAGCAACGGUGGCCGCAGCCGCAACAGCAGCCUCUUUGACACAUCAAGACAGCCCGAACGGUAGUGCCAGUGGCAACUCGUCACAUGGCAGCAACGGAGCAGUAACCUCCUUGAUGAGCGGGAGUGGAGAAGCGGGAGUGGAGAGUGGUGGGGACGCUGAGCUGAAGGAACAGUUGCGGGCGGUUGCUGUGAGUGAGUCUGAGUGGCGCACAGAUGGGAGAGCACCUAUGGAGCUAGAGGAAGUGGGAAGAAGGAGAGAUGGCGAUGAGUUAAAUGGCGACGGAGGUUAUAUGUGGAAGGCACAUGACGGGCAUAGCGGUGCUGACGGGGAGGGUGGGGAGAUGAGUGGAGGUGGUGACGGUGCUGUGGGUGUUGGUGCGGGAGGUAUGCACCAAGAUGGAGAGCAUGUAGAUGGGGAAGGUGUUGUGGGAGGGAGGAGUGGAGGGAGGGUGCGUGGUCAGCGGCAGACCUCGUUGUUUCUGAGUGAGUUUGCUCGUGCAGGGGAGUACACUGGGAGUGAAGAACGUGUGGAGGAUAUGGUGAUUGCUGAGGAUGAGAUUGAAAGGGAGGAGAGUGAAGGGGAGAGUGAUGUUUCUGGGAUCUGCGUAUUUCAACAACGCAUGCUUUGCCACCGUCGGAGGGAUUGGAACAAAUGA
Molecule: messenger RNA, 4293 nt
Organism: Closterium sp. Naga37s-1
Lineage: Eukaryota; Viridiplantae; Streptophyta; Zygnematophyceae; Desmidiales; Closteriaceae
Source: the annotation of a GenBank genome assembly